AUGAAAGAUGGUUUCGAUCGAGAAAAACAGAUAUUGGAUCCCGAAUUUGGACAUCAGCAAAAAGGUCAUCACGCAGGAAAUCCAGUAUUUUUUCUGGGCCCAGAUGCGACGGGCGAAGAUGGCUUCCUGAUAACAACGCCUGGCGAAUGCUUGACGGAUGCCCAGGUUGACGACAUAUGCUGCAAGUCGAAGGAGGUGUGGGAAAGGCAAGCAGCCGCUCGAUCAAAGAACGGGCUGGACCCGGAUCUGAAGCGUCCUCUGCAUCAACCUAUCUUGAUUUCGAGAGGAUAA
Molecule: messenger RNA, 291 nt
Organism: Drepanopeziza brunnea f. sp. 'multigermtubi' MB_m1
Lineage: Eukaryota; Fungi; Ascomycota; Leotiomycetes; Helotiales; Drepanopezizaceae
Source: RefSeq, a predicted model, not a curated record